UGAAAACCCUAGAUCAUUCCGCUAAAAAAAAUAAUAAUAAUAAAAAAAACAUUCUGCCGUCCAUCCCCUGCCGUAAUUUUCUCACUCUGACCUCUCUCCCUUUGCGGCGGCACCCCCCAGCGGCCCAGCCCUUCCUCCUCCGCCUCCGGCGCCAGCAGCAGCCCACCUGCCAUCCGUGCGCAUCCCUGCUCCUCCACAGCGGCACAGCCCGCUGUCGACCGUCGCCGGCGUCCAGCAAAGCAGUAGCGUUCAAGCUGAAUUAGGGAAAAUAUGGGGCGGGCAUACAAAAUGAAAGGGCAGAAAAGGAAGAACAAAGAGGAGAAAUACGACAGAGAGGAAGAACCGGAGCAAUUAGUUGAAAAUUUCACGCCGCAGCCGUCGAAGAAAGUGAAGACGGACUGUUCGGGGUUGGAAAAUGAGGAAAAAUUGGAGAAUGUGGUUGAUGAUAUGCCCGGAAUUCCGAUUGCUGUGGACACGGGCAAUAACAAGCAGCGCGUCAUCUUUGUUCUUGAAAAGGCCUCGCUGGAGAUUGCCAAAGUUGGGAAGACUUAUCAGCUUUUGAGUUCGGACGAGCAUGCCAACUUUUUGGUGAAGAAUAAGCGUAACCCCGCUGAUUAUCGGCCCGAUAUAGCUUUUCAGGCAAUCCAAACAAUUUUAGAUAGUCGCGUGAACAAAAGUGGGAGACUGAAAGCUCUAUAUGUAAGGACACAGCAAGGUCUUCUUAUGGAGAUCAAACCCCAUGCGCGUAUGCCAAGAACAUAUAAGAGGUUUUCCGGCCUCAUGGUACAAUUGCUGCAAAAGCUGCACAUUACUGCAACUGGCAAUGGUGAAAAACUUUUACGUCUUGUCAAGAACCCCGUUACCCAGUAUUUACCCACAAAUAGUCGUAAAAUAGGUUUCUCACAUAGUUCAGAAAAAUUGAUCGAUAUGUACAACUAUGUUGGUAAUAUCAAUGAAGAAUUGGAUCUAGUUUUUGUGCUAGGGGCAAUGGCACAUGGGAAAAUUGAUGAAGAUUAUGUUGAAGAUUAUAUCUCAAUCUCCGAAUAUCCACUGAGUGCUGCAUAUGCCAUUUCGAUUAUUACAAAUGCCGUAGAGCGAAAGUUGAAGAUCUUGUAAGUCGCAGCGAAAUCUCCUAUUUUGUAGUUUGGUUUGAUAUGCAAGCAGUGGCUUGAGCAGAUUUUCUGUUUCCAGAGAUCUCAAUUUUCUUAAUUUCUAUGACCAGAUACCAAUAUAUAUUGGGUAAGUCAAGUGUAAUUUUGGCUGCUUAAGAAAGGCACAGAUAAUGUGUUGUAAUUUUCAUUACAACACAUGCACUCCAGUGAUUUUCAUAAGUUGCUAAUUUGUAAUAUUUGUCGUUUGGUUUAGGCACUCCAGUGAUAUUUUUGUUGGACCAGAAAUUCAGGUGUAUUGUUUCUCAAACCGAAUGAAGAACUUCGUUUCUUGUAA
This is a messenger RNA of Salvia miltiorrhiza (redroot sage), 1446 nucleotides long. RefSeq lists its product as uncharacterized. Bases 271 to 1116 code for a protein of 281 amino acids. Lineage: Eukaryota; Viridiplantae; Streptophyta; Magnoliopsida; Lamiales; Lamiaceae. Gene Ontology annotation, biological process: rRNA base methylation. Gene Ontology annotation, molecular function: rRNA (pseudouridine) methyltransferase activity; rRNA binding. Gene Ontology annotation, cellular component: nucleolus; small-subunit processome. The transcript has 8 exons. The record is from RefSeq and is a predicted model, not a curated record.